ACAUAACUAUCUUGAACCACAGCUACCUUAAGUAUAUCGCUUUAAUCAUUCUCGGUAGUAACUGUGUUCGCGCAUCUCUUAUCAUACCCCGGGCCUUUAUUAAGCGCCAAUCAUGUGUUUCUAUGAUCAAACAGUUUGGGCAUGUGGUUUUUGGAAGUGGGGGUCCUUCCGUUCCCAAUGCACCAAAGAAUAUCGAAUUGGGGAGACCUGUGGGAUGAAGCUGGUGUGGUCGACGGACAUUCAAGAGGCUGAAUGUAUCACCUGUAACAACAUCUCUAAAAAAGGCAUCAUAUCACGAAAAUGGCUCGAGACAUUGAGAGAUGGACCGUAGAAGGGAAUCGGAAUGCAACCAUUGAAAAGACUGAGCGGGAAUUGAGUGCGACCAGGAGAGCUUUGACACAGUUAUACCGCGACCAUUCUAAGAUCCCGGUUGCAUCUAGGAAAGUACGAUUGGCUAAGCGAAGGACAAACAAGAAGAUUGAUUAGAGGCCUUGGCUGAUUGACACCAGCGUUUGCAGAAAGUGACGAUUUGCCUUUCAACGAGCACUUGCAGGUCUGA
Messenger RNA from Truncatella angustata, 559 nucleotides. RefSeq lists its product as uncharacterized. The transcript has a single exon. The coding region runs from base 113 to 331 and encodes 72 amino acids. The record is from RefSeq and is a predicted model, not a curated record. Lineage: Eukaryota; Fungi; Ascomycota; Sordariomycetes; Amphisphaeriales; Sporocadaceae.